Messenger RNA from Tripterygium wilfordii, 1162 nucleotides. Its product is annotated as transcription factor bHLH106. The coding region runs from base 16 to 897 and encodes 293 amino acids. The record is from RefSeq and is a predicted model, not a curated record. Gene Ontology annotation, biological process: regulation of DNA-templated transcription. Lineage: Eukaryota; Viridiplantae; Streptophyta; Magnoliopsida; Celastrales; Celastraceae. The transcript is spliced from 2 exons. Gene Ontology annotation, molecular function: protein dimerization activity; DNA-binding transcription factor activity.
AUAAGACAAGCAACUAUGCCACACACACAUAUGUCCCGCCACACUUGCGUUUUAUCCAAUAAGUCAACCAAAACGACCACCGAAAGCCCCCAUUCAACAUUCCUCACACUUUUUAUAAGUCAAAAAUCACCAUUUCAUAUCACACAUUCACAUCCCCCACCACUCACAAUCUCAAUCGCCGGCACCAUGCAACCGGAGAACACACCGGAGGCGUCACAACUGUACCGGUUUCUGGCAGAGAACGGUGUGAUUGACGUCGGGUUUCCACCAGCGAUGAUGCAGAGCUUUUGCAGCUCCUCCUCCUUUUACUAUCCCUCCAUGGAAAACUCAGUAACUACUACCGAUAAGGAGACGCCACACGAUAGAGCUCUUGCUGCGUUGAGGAAUCACAAGGAGGCUGAGAAGAGGAGGAGAGAGAGAAUCAAUUCUCAUCUUGAUAAGCUCAGGACACUCCUUCCUUGUAAUUCUAAGACGGACAAAGCGUCUUUAUUAGCGAAAGUGGUACAACGCGUGAGGGAGCUGAAGCAACAAACACUGGAAAUCACUGAACUCGAAACAGUUCCAUCGGAGACCGACGAGAUCACCGUGCUUUCUUGCGACUAUUCGAGCGAUGGACGGUUGGUAUUCAAGGCAUCGUUGUGUUGUGAGGACCGAUCCGAUCUUUUACCCGAAUUGAUUGAAAUACUGAAAUCUUUACAUCUGAAGACACUGAGAGCAGAAACGGCGACUCUCGGAGGAAGAAUCCGGAAUGUUCUUAUCGUCGCGGCGGACGGAGAUCAUACUAGUGUUGAAUCAAUCCAUUUCUUGAAGAAUGCUUUGAAGUCUUUGUUAGAGCGGUCCAGCUCUAGCGAGAGGUCUAAACGACGACGUUUGUUAGACCACAAAAUCACCAUUUAAACACAUUGAUUUCAUUUGCUUUGCAUUAAUGCUUUCUUGACGAUUUCGUUUGACUGUACUUGUUUCUGAGCUUUUAGAUUUGCAUGUCAUGUAUGUUUGAUUGUGUGUAAGAAGAAGAAAAAGCAAGAAGAAUCUAAAGAGGGUUGUACGUAUAGUGUGAUUUUACUAAGACUAGUGUUAGAAGAAAGAACAGCUUUUGUUCUUUGAGUUCCAAGAUUAUCAGGAUUUGAAUCUUAUUUUCUGCAGUUCAUCGUCAGUUUGUUUG